GCGGUUGAGGUGACUGUGCAUUGCUUUGAAAGCUGUAGCUUGAUCUGCAUUUCUGCAAAGGAUAGACACAGUAGAGAAGGUCAUGUUCUUUUGUGUUUUUUUGUACAGGAUCAUUCAGAUCGCUUCCAGCGAUGUUUCAGAACAUGAUGUGAGUAUUUUACGAGUCCAGCUGAACGAAAGCAUCAGUCUGAGCUGCAGCAUGACUGACCAGUAUGAAAUCUCCUGGUAUCAUCAGAAUCGUGAUUCUGGACAACUAACAUUACUGAUGUCUGCUAAGGUCAGCACUGUAGCAGGACGAAAACUGCUAGUUAGGUACAAUCAGAAUUGGAGUCGUCUGACAGUUAAAGCAGAUGUGGGGAUCAACACAGUCACACUAGAUAUUACUGGACUAACAGAGUCAGAUUCAGGUCUUUAUUUCUGUGGAACAAAAUCAACGGAAAUGCACUUCGACAAACCCAUCAGACUACAAAUGGAGGACAAGCUAACACACAGAGAGAGCAAAGUUCCCUCCAUCACAGAGCUGCCAGAGGAUGAUGAGAACACAGAUGGAGUGACUCUGACAGAGCGCGUGCUGAUGUUCGGUGGAGUUGGUCUGGCUGUGUUUGUGUUUUUUCUGGCUACAGUCUUCGCAGGAAUAAUCAUUCACUAUCACGGCUGGCAGAAAGGAUGGGCUGCGGCCAAGCGCUCAGUUUAUCAUCAAAAGUCAGCUAAAUGAUACACAAUAAUCAGGAUUGCUGUAGGUCACAACUGACAUUGGUUCACCAAUGUGGAAUUAUUAUAAGCUGAAUUCAAGAGGUAAUAUACAUGCUAUCUGUUUUACGGCACAUUAAGCUUGAUUAAAUCAAAAUGUUUUCAGUGUUAAAUCUGCUGUUUAGAACUAUUGGUCAAACAAAUUGCACUUAAACUAAGAAAUAGAAAUGCAUUUUUCUGUCAGAAAACCUGUGUUGGGGUGGUGUGGUGGUGGCCUGGGGUCUGAAAUUAAGGAAUUUUGUGUGAUAUUGAUAAAUAAAUAAUAUUUUGCUGAAUGUA
Messenger RNA from Puntigrus tetrazona (Sumatra barb), 1029 nucleotides. RefSeq lists its product as uncharacterized. Gene Ontology annotation, biological process: response to bacterium. NCBI's taxonomy places the organism in Eukaryota, Metazoa, Chordata, Actinopteri, Cypriniformes, Cyprinidae. Bases 83 to 715 code for a protein of 210 amino acids. The record is from RefSeq and is a predicted model, not a curated record. The transcript is spliced from 4 exons.